AUGGACGCUGCCAAAGACGAGUUUCUCAAAGAGUUCGGUGAACAUUACGGCUAUCCCAACGGUCCCAAAACCAUUGAUCAAAUUCGAGCUACUGAAUUCAACAGAUUAAAAGAUGUUGUAUACUUGGAUCAUGCUGGUGCAACUUUAUACUCUGUGUUGCAAAUGGAAGUUUUCAGUGAUCUCACUAGUAAUGUAUAUGGAAAUCCUCAUAGCCAAAGUGACUCCAGUUCUGCAACUCUUGAGAUUAUGAAGGAUGCCCGUCAGCAGGUCCUUGACUAUUGCAGAUCUCCCAAAGACUAUAAAUGUAUAUUUACCUCUGGGGCAACAGCAGCACUGAAGCUAGUUGGAGAGGCUUUUCCAUGGAGUUGUAACAGUAAUUUUAUGUAUACAAUGGAGAACCAUAAUAGUGUUCUUGGAAUAAGAGAAUAUGCUCUUGGUCAAGGAGCUGCGGCCAUUGCAGUAGAUAUUGAAGAAGAUGUACAUCCUGGAAUAACUAGAGAAACAAUUUCUACGAAGAUAUCACUGCACCAAGUGCAAAGGAGAAAAGUAGCUAGAUUGUUUGAGAGAGAGCCAACAGGUGAUGUGUAUAAUUUGUUUUUUGCCUUUCCCUCCGAGUGCAAUUUCUCAAGGAUGAGAUUUGGCCUCGACUUGGUGCAGAUGAUCAAGGAAGAUUCGAGCAGGAUUUUAGGAAUUUCUUCAGCUUGCAAAAAUGGACAAUGGAUGGUCUUGAUUGAUGCUGCAAAGGGAUCUGCUACCAUGCCACCUGAUCUAUCUAAGUAUCCUGCAGAUUUUGUCGCAAUUUCAUUUUACAAGCUGUUUGGCUAUCCAACUGGACUUGGUGCUCUCAUUGUUCGAAAUGAUGCUGCCAAGUUGCUGAAGAAGACUUAUUUUAGUGAAGGAACGGUUGCUGCAUCAAUUGCUGACAUUGAUUUUAUUAAAAGAAGAGAAGGUAUUGAAGAACUGUUUGAGGAUGGCACUGUUUCAUUCUUGAGCAUAGCAUCUAUCUGCCAUGGCUUUAAAAUCCUGAAUUCUCUUACUGUACCAGCAAUAUCAUGGCAUACAACAUCUCUUGCCUUGUAUACAAGGAAAAUGCUUUUGGCCCUGAGGCAUGGCAAUGGAUCUAGUAUGUGCUUCCUCUAUGGACGUCAUAAUUCAAUGUUAUGA
Messenger RNA from Gastrolobium bilobum, 1164 nucleotides. Its product is annotated as molybdenum cofactor sulfurase-like. The record is from RefSeq and is a predicted model, not a curated record. Lineage: Eukaryota; Viridiplantae; Streptophyta; Magnoliopsida; Fabales; Fabaceae.